Molecule: messenger RNA, 3213 nt
Organism: Oncorhynchus keta (chum salmon)
Lineage: Eukaryota; Metazoa; Chordata; Actinopteri; Salmoniformes; Salmonidae
Product: conserved oligomeric Golgi complex subunit 1-like
Exons: 12
Biological process (GO): intra-Golgi vesicle-mediated transport
Cellular component (GO): Golgi apparatus; COG complex
Source: RefSeq, a predicted model, not a curated record
ACUGAUACCCUGGGUCGUCCUGAACACAAUGAGCCUCAUACCCUGGGUCGUCCUGAACACAAUGAGACUCAUACCCUGGGUUGUCCUGAACACAAUGAGACUGAUACCCUGGGUUGUCCUGAACACAAUGAGACUGAUACCCUGGGUCGUCCUGAACACAAUGAGCCUCAUACCCUGGGUCGUCCUGAACACAAUGAGCCUCAUACCCUGGGUCGUCCUGAACACAAUGAGCCUCAUACCCUGGGUUGGCCUGAACACAAUGAGCCUCAUACCCUGGGUCGUCCUGAACACAAUGAGCCUCAUACCCUGGGUCGUCCUGAACACAAUGAGACUCAUACCCUGGGUUGUCCUGAACACAAUGAGACUGAUACCCUGGGUCGUCCUGAACUCAAUGAGCCUCAUACCCUGGGUCGUCCUGAACACAAUGAGACUGAUACCCUGGGUCGUCCUGAACACAAUGAGACUCAUACCCUGGGUCGUCCUGAACACAAUGAGCAUCAUACCCUGGGUUGUCCUGAACACAAUCAGACUGAUACCCUGGGUUGUCCUGAACACAAUGAGCCUGAUACCCUGGGUUGUCCUGAACACAGUGAGCCUCAUACCCUGGGUUGUCCUGAACACAGUGAGCCUGAUACCCUGGGUUGUCCUGAACACAGUGAGCCUCAUACCCUGGGUCGUCCUGAACACAAUGAGACUGAUACCCUGGGUUGUCCUGAACACAGUGAGCCUGAUACCCUGGGUUGUCCUGAACACAAUGAGCCUCAUACCCUGGGUUGUCCUGAACACAGUGAGCCUGAUACCCUGGGUUGUCCUGAACACAACAAGAUGUCCUACGAGUCCAAAUGUUCACAUUUCCACAUCAUCAAACUCAUGUUGAUGAUCACUAGUGAGCCUCAUACCCUGGGUUGUCCUGAACACAGUGAGCCUGAUACCCUGGGUUGUCCUGAACACAGUGAGCCUCAUACCCCGGGUUGUCCUGAACACAGUGAGCCUCAUACCCCGGGCUGUAACAGAGGUUGUUAUCAUGUUGUAUUUGUUUCUCCCAGCUGUAAGGAGGACAUCUGUAAUGGUGUCAGCAGUCUGCUGGUCUAUGUGAACAGUCUGAAGGGCCUAGCCUCCAUCAGAGAUGCUGUGUGGGACCUCCUCUCCACCGACUCCAUCAGUCAACACUGGAGCUUCAUCUGCCAGCGGCUGUUAGAGCGCCCCCUAGCGCUGUGGGAGGACUUCCUACAGCAGCUCUUCCUCCAACGCCUGCAGGCGAUCACCCAGGAGGGUACAGAGACUAUCUCCACCAGCUGCAGACAGCUCCUCUCCUCUGCCCUUCGAGAUCUAGAGGGCCAUCCCACCCCUCCAGGCCCCGGUCCACCGGGCUCCAGCCCUCCUCUCCCCAGCCGAGGUGCUCUCUACGAGGCAGACGUGGCCUCCUUCCUGUGGUCCGAGGCCCAGGGGGAUCUACUGAGCGACGCGGCCUGGGUCAGUGUAUCCCAACGGGGGCCACAGCACCGGAGCGGCCUGGCCAUGAAGACUCAGGCCCUGACACCCUGUGUCCAGAUCUUCUGUUCAUCACUGGAUGCUGCUCUCAGAGACAGACUGGAUGACCUGCAGCACUACCUGCCCUCUGAUAACACAGAUCCCCAGGUCCCCUCCGUCUCCUUCACUAUAGGCCUCGGCUCUGGGUCCAGUUCUGGUUCCGGUACCGUCUCAUCAUUCGACCGGUUCACAGACGCCGUGGCGGUAGAGGAGACCCUACGUGAACGCUGUCUGGCAUGCGUACGUGACAUCAUCACCUGCGUGCGCUCUAAACUGGAGGCGGCCUCACCUGUUGGCUCCUCCCCCGGCCCAGCCCGUCUCAGCUCGGUGCUCUUCAUGGCCCGCCUCUGUCAGUCCCUCAGCAAGCUCUGCCCCAACCUCAGGCAGUGCAUCCUGGGUAAACAGGGCUGUGCUGCAGCUGACCCUGUUACCAAGGGAACACCCCGCCAAAGCAGGAAGUUGGGGAAGGCGGCUGCCAAGGCGACAGAGGUUAGCCCCGCCCAGGCCAAGUGGGCGUGUCUGAAAGAGGAGCUUCUGGUUGUCAGUAUGGAAGCAUAUCGGAUAUGGAGCUCCGCCCUCUCUAAGGCGCUGGUGGGUCGGUUUGCGACCUCGCUGCACGCAGAGUCUGCCGGGGCUAUCCUAGCAAACGCCACCAACUGGGAGGAGCUAGAGAUCCAGGAAGAGGCGGAGUCAGGGAGCAGCGUCACCUCCAAGAUCAGACUUCCCGUCCAGCCGUCAUGGUUUGUCCAGUCUCUGCUGUUCCACCUGUGUCUGGAGGUGAAUGGUGUAGGGGGUCAUGCUGUGCCCCGCCCCACCCUACAGGAAUUACUACAAGGCUGUAUGGACCUGGUGCUGCACCAGUACCAGAACCUCAUACACACAGAGCAGGACAAGGACUGUCUGUUCCCUAUGACUCAGAACAGGUCUCUACAGCUGUUAUUUGACCUGAGAUAUCUCACUGCUACCCUGGGUACCAAACUAGAGGAUGGCAGGGGCUUCCGCUCUCAACAAGACCCCAGGGUCCAGCAGGUGUGUGAUUCGCUGGAGAGCUACAUUGAUCCCUUUGACCUGGAUGUGUUCAUGCCGCCAUUCAACAGCAACCUCAACCGCCUAUCACAGAGGAGUUCGGUGUUGUUGGGGUUGUUGACGGGGACAGAGAAGCAGUUUGUUUCCCGUGGUAACAGCGCGGCCUCUCAGGAACCCUACAACAUCCUGCCGCUGGCCAGCACCCAGAUCAGGUUUGGGCUGUUACCUCUGAGCAUGACCAACUCCCGUAAAACCAAGUCCUCCACACAGGGAACUGACAUCACACGCCCACUGGCCUCACCCACCUGUAAACCCGCCCAUGACGACACCUUCCGCCCUGGCAACCUGUUCAGACAGCUAGCCAAUCAGGAGGAGGAGCCCGUGGCGCCGCCGUCGCUAUUCAAGCUGGGCUGGCUCUCUGGCAUGUCCAAAUAAGGGGCCAUGUCCCUAAUGACAUUCUCUAUUCCCACUAUGUAGUGCACUACUUUUGACAAGGACCUAUGGGAACUGUUCCCACUAUAUAGGGAACAGGGUGCCAUUUAACACUGAACCCAAAUAAGGAGUGUGUCUGUUUGUAUUCUUUAAACACCUUGUACUGUACAGAGACUGUUAGCAGAUAUGGAUCAAUAUUACAGUAUGAACAGAAUAUUAAUGAGA